AUGUCAUAUAACGUCCUCCCACUCUAACUGCGCAUGCGCUGCGGUCAGUGGUGCGCUGUGUCCCUGGGACAGGGCGGAUCACUGAUCAGAGCAAAGAGCCGAUGACGUCGGCUCUAUCAUGUGAUCAGCUGUGUCCAAUUACAGCUGAUCGCAUGGCACUGAUGAUCAGUGCCACCUAUCGGUGCCCAUCAAUGCUACCUGUCAGUACCCAUCAAUGCCACAUAUCAUUGCUCGUCAGUGCCACAUAACAGUGCCUGUCAGUGCCGCCUAACAGUUCCAAUCAGUGCUGCCUUUCAGUGCCCAUCAGUGAUGCCUGUCAAUUCCCAUCAGGGCCACCUACUAGUGCCUCCUCAUCAGUGCCCAUCA
Messenger RNA from Staurois parvus, 366 nucleotides. NCBI's taxonomy places the organism in Eukaryota, Metazoa, Chordata, Amphibia, Anura, Ranidae. The record is from the annotation of a GenBank genome assembly.